AUGACGAAGCCCUCGGGUACUGGUGGGAAGAAGAAGAACCAGUUGACGCUUGCUCAACUGGCGGCUUACGAUGAUAUCCUAACGGAUGCGCUCGUUGAUCAUGCGUACUACUGGACAACCAUCCCCAAGAACCGCACAUCCUACCACCCAUCUAGAGGCAUCAAGGAGGAGGAGAUCACGAAAAUCAUCCAAAAUCACCUAAUUGUCGAUCCCGACAUCUCGACCGCCGAAGAGAAACUGCUUGCGACCGACGGGCUCAAGAGAUUCGCCAACACGCUCAAGACCCCCCGAGAACAAAAUGACUUUAAAGCCCACCUGCGUCGCUACAUGUCCAUCUACCUCCCGGACUGCCCCUUCGAGGUCAAUGCGACAAACCGCUACACGAUCGUUACAUACGAGGCCAGCAUCACGGCCCGCCGCUUCAUCAAGCGCAACGAGACAAUCAAGUACUUGGCUGGCAUUCAGGUGGUAAUCACGCCCGAGGAGGAACUGGAAAUGUCCUUGCGCAAGAAGGACUUUAGUCUGAUUGUCAGCAGCAGGAGCAAGUCCACCAGCUUGUUCAUGGGCCCGGCGCGGUUUGCCAACCAUGACUGCAAUGCGAAUGCCAGGCUCAUUACGAGGGGGCAAGCAGGCAUUGAGAUCAUUGCGUGCAGGAACAUCGAGGUCGGCGAGGAGAUCACCGUUACGUACAGCGAGAGUUACUUUGGCGAGAACAAUUGCGACUGCUUGUGUGCGACGUGCGAGAGCAACUUGAGGAACGGCUGGAGGCCGGUGGACGGGGAGGCGGUGGUCCAGAAGAGUAUCGAGGACGGAGAACAGCAGCAGUCGACCGAUUCAUCAACACCUUAUUCGUUUCGGAGGAAGAGGCGAUAUGGAAGUGCCGCUCUUCAGGCAGGUUCGCGCACUCCUUCAGUGACGCCCGAUAUGCGCCCGCGGGUUUUGCGCAAGUCGCAGAGCCAGAUGAUGUUGGGGGAGAGAAUGUCUACCACGGAUUCUGGUGCGCAGGGACCAGGGACAGAGGGCCGUAAACGAGCGCUGGAAAUGGGUACGCCCCCUUUCACACCUACGAAAAAGCAGAGAACCACAACGCAGUACCCGAUUAUCCCGAUUGCUCUUUCGACAGCGCCUUCCAGAGGAAGUUCGGAUAACGAAACGAGCAGAAGCCCUCUUUCGUUUAGCACGACGAAUGACAACAUUACGGACGCGACGUCCCAGGGCAGCGAAAGCCCGGGGCCUAUCAUUCUCUCGCCAGAACCGACUCCUAUUAAGCAAGCGAUUGGUGUGUUGAAGCAGGAAGAGGGCGUCAACGAGGUUGCCGUUCAGCAGGUCCCGGAAGCUUUCACUCCGCCGUCUAGCCAGCCGACAGAGGAACAGCCGCCGGUGGUGCGCCCUACAAUUGAGCGUUUGGCUGUGCGAGAUAGGAUGAGCAUAGCUAACCUUAUUUCGGGGCCUUCAAGUCCUGUUCCUCCGCCUAUUGUUGUCUCGAUAGCACAGGUCACAACGCAUAGGCCAAAGCCUCGGACUCAGCAGGUGCAGAAGACGGAGCAGACGACUACGAUCAGCGUUUCGCAGACGGCUACAACGGUGUCUCUAGAGCCUCCAGCCCAGAAUGACGCCCCGGUUGUCAAGACCGAGAGCCCGGUCAAGUCCAUUGUCAGCCAAGUCGAGCAAAUCACACAAAUCCAAACCACGACAAAAUCCACCCCCUCCAAGUCCAAGGCGGCGAAACCCACUGCCUUGCCACAACACCUAAUUCCAGUACCAGCAGCACCCACCGGCCGCGUUCCACGCGACUACACCCUCACGCCCCUCCUGCUUUCCGAGCCCGAAACGGCCUGGAUCAUGUGCACCCACUGCGCAUCCGCCUUUGUCCAGAAGAACGCCUACCUGACCAAGUCCCAUUGCCCGCGCUGUGAGCGACACUCGAAGUUGUACGGCUACAUGUGGCCCAAGACGGAGAAAUACGGGCCGAACGAUAAGGAAGAGCGUAUUCUGGAUCAUAGAAUGAUUAAUCGGUUUUUGACAGCUGAGGAGGAAGCGAGAGCGCGGGGGAGGGUUUAUUGGCGAGAGAGAAUGGGGAGUAAGAGUAAAGGGAAGUCGGCGGCGCCGGAGAAGAAGGGCGGGACGCCUGCGGGGGAAAAGAAGGAGCAGCAGCAGCAGGUUAAGAAAGAGCAGAGUCAGGAACAAGGCCAGGGACAAGGACAACAAUACGUCCAGGAACGGUUUGCUGUCCGCAAAAAGGUCAAGGUCCAGGUUAGAAGCACGGUGCCCACGCCGUUGAUAGUGACUAAGAAAGACGAGGCGGCGGAGGCGGCUGCGUUGGGAUUGAGGAGGAGUGGGAGGGCGAGAAGAAUCAGUGCUAAGCUUGCAGAUUGUGAGCUGGACUUUUGA
Messenger RNA from Sordaria macrospora k-hell, 2391 nucleotides. RefSeq lists its product as uncharacterized. Gene Ontology annotation, molecular function: protein binding; histone H4K20 methyltransferase activity. Gene Ontology annotation, cellular component: nucleus. Lineage: Eukaryota; Fungi; Ascomycota; Sordariomycetes; Sordariales; Sordariaceae. The record is from RefSeq and is a predicted model, not a curated record.